UCUCUCUCUCUCUCUCUCUCUCCCAAGGCCCGCGAAUCGCUAACGCUUGAUCUGUUUCUUCCCUUCUUUUUAUGACAUUAAUCCUGUCGGAUCCUGCUCUCCACACCUCUGAAAAUGGCGGAUGCAAAUGCCGAACCAGCCGCUGGUUCUUCGAGCUCAAAUGAGAGCGGUACUCAGAUCGAGCCGAUCCGGAUGCCAACGAUAGAGGAGAUCCGAGCCCAAGAGGUUUGGAACAACUGCGCCGUCAAAAGUGUAGCUAGUGGAGUCAUGGGAGGAGGGCUUGGGUUGAUGAUGGGUUUGUUCUUGGGAGCAUUGGAUAAUCCUAUAACGAAUGAUACCAUGACUGGUAGGCAGCAGUUUGUGUUCACUGCUAAACAAAUGGGGUCAAGGAGUUGGAGUUCUUGCAAGACUUUUGCGGUUAUGGGUUUGGUUUUCUCUGCUGCUGAAUGCAUUAUCGAGAAGGCAAGGGCGAAGCAUGACACAACAAACACUGCUUUUGCUGGAUGUGUGACCGGUGGCUCAAUGUCUGCCCGAGGUGGGCCAAAAGCUGCGUGUAUAGGUUGCGCUGGCUUUGCAACUUUCUCUGUACUCAUAGAGAAGUUCUUCGACAGGCAUACGUAAACCAACAGUAUCUCUAACAAACGCCACUGGUGGGAAUUGUUUAGCUGUUUCCUUUCUGUGAUUUUGAUACAGUUCAUCACCUGAGCACAGUGAGAGGGAAAUCUAGAAUUACAUUUUUCAAACAUAGAAGAAAGUGAAGUUUGUUUUGAUUGAAUAUUUGUUCAGUUAUUGUUGUUAUUUAUCAUAGAUUUGGUAACACUCCAUGCUCCAAUAUUACCGUGUUCCUCAUAAAAUAAGAGCAUGUCUUGUACCUUCAGAGAUUGAACUUCAGAUCCACAGAUAUACAAUAUUCAAAGCCUUUUUCUUUA
Brassica oleracea var. oleracea is the source of this 929-nucleotide messenger RNA. Its product is annotated as mitochondrial import inner membrane translocase subunit TIM22-4. The transcript is spliced from 4 exons. The record is from RefSeq and is a predicted model, not a curated record. Gene Ontology annotation, molecular function: transmembrane protein transporter activity. Gene Ontology annotation, biological process: protein insertion into mitochondrial inner membrane. Lineage: Eukaryota; Viridiplantae; Streptophyta; Magnoliopsida; Brassicales; Brassicaceae. The coding region runs from base 115 to 621 and encodes 168 amino acids. Gene Ontology annotation, cellular component: TIM22 mitochondrial import inner membrane insertion complex.